Molecule: messenger RNA, 5900 nt
Organism: Syngnathoides biaculeatus (alligator pipefish)
Lineage: Eukaryota; Metazoa; Chordata; Actinopteri; Syngnathiformes; Syngnathidae
Product: gastrula zinc finger protein XlCGF17.1-like
Exons: 5
Coding region: 399-1436 (345 amino acids)
Source: RefSeq, a predicted model, not a curated record
ACUCACAUUUCAGUUUGUUUUUUUAUAAAACACACACACACCAAAUACUACAUUCUGUCGGCUUUGUCCGAGGGUAAAAUAUUCUCGAUUUUCUGAGUCUUUUUUUUUAAAUCAUUGUCACCAUAAUUUGGAUUCCGUAUUCGGCAGCGCGAUAGACGACUGGACUUCUGCCACACAGUUUUGAGGACUGGGGUUCAAAUCCCUGCCCCGCCAGUGUAGCGUUUGCAUGUUCUUGUGCCUAUGUAGGUUUUUCAAGGCUUUAAACGAUCCGAAUUUUAGAGGCCGAUCAGUGAGUUUAAAAAAGAGGUCCGAUCACAAGAUGAAGCAAUGACUGUAAUUAAGGAAAUGACUUUUUAUACAAGGGUUGCUUGAGAAAGUGUUGUGAUCGUCGUGUGAAAAUGUGUGCAAGAAUGACAGGAGAGUACAAGGAAGAAGUUUGUGGACCAAAAAUGGAGGAGGAGCCACAAUGUCAACUUCAGGACGCUGUGUUUAAUCUGCAGCCUCGAAUUGUCCUAUGCAGAGCAGAUGUCACUGAAAACCUUCAUCCAGAGCAGCAGCAGUCAGUGUCCCGUCACACCAAAGAGGAAGAGGAGGGUGAAGGGGUUCAACACAUCAAAGAGGAGGAGGAAGAGUUUCUACACAUGAAAGAGGAAGAGCAGGAAGAACUCAUCCAGGUUCCAUCUACUGUUAUCUGUUUGAAGAGUGAAGUUAGUCAAAGUGAGGAGAGACGGGGGGCGGAGCCUCUAAGCGGAAACAGUUCAAGUGAUGGAGACCACAGUGAAGCAUCACAAACAGAUUAUGAUGAUGAUAACGAACAGUUGGAAGGUGAUAUGACAUGUCACGCUGCCAACAAAUGCUGGAAAUGUUCUCAGUGUCAGAAAACCUUUGCUUCUCAGAGCAAUUUAAAAAACCACAUGAAAAUACACACAGGUGAGAAGCCUUUUACAUGCUCAGUUUGUGGUCAAAGAUUCUUUCGGAAGCAAGAUUUAAAAAUACACACAAGAACACACACUGGUGAGAAGCCUUUUUCGUGUUCUGUUUGUGGUCAAAGAUUCAUUCGGAAGGGAACCUUAAAAAUACACACAAGAACACACACUGGUGAGAAGCCUUUUCCGUGCUCAAUUUGUGGUCAAAGAUUCUCUGACAAGACAAACUUAAAUAAACACACAAGAACCCACACUGGAGAGAAGCCUUUUGCCUGCUUAGUGUGCUGUAAAAGAUUCGCUGGGAAGGGAACCUUAAAAAUACACACAAGAACCCACACUGGAGAGAAGCCUUUUGCCUGCUCAGUUUGCUGUCAAAGCUUCACUCAGAAGGAAAGCUUAAAAAUACACACAAGAACACAUACUGGUGAGAAACCAUUUUCGUGCUCAAUUUGUGGUCAAAGAUUCUCUGACAAGGGAAACUUAAAAAAACACAAGAAUGCACACUGUUGAGAAACCUUAUUUCUGCUCAGCUUUUGAUCAAAGAUUCUCUUCUAAGUAUCAGGCAAAGACACACAACUGAGCUGGUGGCAAAAGCACUGAUCAAGAACCCUUUUGAUGUAAACGUAUAAAAGGAAAGUAAUGGACCUUUCCGGCUGGCGAUCUUCAGCUCCGCCCCCCUUAGCUACACUUGCAAUGCCCCACAGUCUUCCAAAAUGGUGACUGAAUAGAACAGGUUUGAAGAGGAUUCUCUAUUGCGUAUUCCCGGUAACACUGCGCUAUGUUUUUUGCCAAAUGGGCCAGACUUGUCCGAGAGGGUUCUACAAAGAGGUCUCAACUAUUUCACGCAAGGAUAUGUACAUGGAAUUAAGAUUUUGGACAGAGCAGGACGCAAUGUCAGAGUUAGAGCAAAAUGUUGGCAAUCGAUGCAAAAAAGUUUGAAGCCUCACAAACUUCAUAUUGAAAUCCAACAGGAUAAAAUUGUGGAAUCGUACUGCGCAUGUAAUUUAGGGUGUGUAUAUUUUACUUGGAAAGAUCAUGAGUAAUAGUAAUAUUAGUCUUUAUAAGUGAGUGGGUGUAUUCAUUUGACUUGGCUCGUAAUGGAACGCAGUUUUCUGUCUCAAAAGUCCGAUAUGAUACAAAUAGGCUAAUUGACAUUUCUCUUGCAUGACAUCGUCCAUUUACGAAUCACUAACCCGACUCUUCGGCAUAAAACAUUACAUACUUCAUUCAGCAGGUCAGUGAUACACUAACAAAGUGAAAGUUGUUCUCCUGCAAUGUAUAAAGCAUUGAUAUAAUUAAAUCAAACUCAGAGAAGAUACUUCUCCCUCACUUACCUUCGAAUAUGCAGCCUUGUGUUUGUUGAUAUUGUUCACAAUUAGUUGUAUGUGUGCUCUCCCGCGACCCUUAAUCCAUCGUAGACACUUCGUCAACUGUGCUUUAGGCUUUGGAAAAUGAAUCAACCGGGCCCGUUUAAGCUAGCCGGAUAUCUUUCAUCUGAAUUGCACGUUCCCCAAGCGCAUCUGAGGACCAUUUUGUUCGUAACAUUAACUUUUCAAAGCGCACGCGACCAAUAACCAGCAUUGCUUCUGGGACAUGACGACAAGAGGGGCGUGUCAAGCCAGGGGUUAAGACAAUGCGGCUAUUUGAUUGGCUAUUAUUGUACGAGUGAUUGACAGGUCGGAAAGGUCCAUUACUCUGUUUGACUGACUCUUCCUUGUAUUCUGUGUACCAACUUUUAUUGUAUCUAUCGUUGACCCAUAACAAAGGUCUCCUGUCCCCAAACGCCUACUUAUCCGAUUGAGUUUAUCUGAUUCGUAAAAUGGAGGCAUGGUGGCAAAGCUGUAGAGCGUUGGCAUCACACUUCUGAAGUCUGGCGUUCAAAUCCCGGACCCACCUGUGUGGAGUUUGCAUGUUCUCCCCAUGCCUAUGUGGGUUUCCCUGGCACUGUUUUCCUCUCACAUCCCCAAAACAUGCAUUAAUUGGAGAACCCUAAUUUCCCCUAGGUGUGAUUGUGAAUACGACUGUUGUCUUUCUCCAUGCGCCCUGCGAUUGGCUGGCAACCAGUUCAGGGUUGUACCCCGCCUCCUGUCCGUUGACAGCUGGGAUAGGCUCCAGUACUCCCCGUGACUCUCGUGUAGAUAAGCGGCACAGAAAAUGAAUGGAUGGAUGGAUAAGCUGCCUUGAGUAGAAAUGUCUGCAUAUAGUUUGGUGAUGACUGUUGACAGUUUUGUUACAUGAAGUCAGAUUUCUUGGGUGCGGCUUGUAAGGAACCGAUACUUACCCUGCAUGUGUUGUGAUUCCAAUCCAUAAAUUUGCAUUUUGUUGUUGAUUUUUUUUUAGCACAGUAAAUUUGUGAGGGAACAUAAUUUUGGGGUACUAACUCUUGUUCACGCUAUCCACGGAUAUGACAGUAAAGCAGCAUACAUUACCAAAAUGAACAAAGUGCCGUUUAGAAACUCAAGCAAGCUCCAUUUUUUUCCCUAAAAGUUUUAAAUUUGAAGGUGACGGGAUGCCACCUGAGAGCUAUGAUGUAUAAAAUGUGACUACAGUAAUUACUACCACUUCAUAGUACAACACAUUCCUUUUCCCUCUUCAGCUGUGCCAGUGCUUUUAAUGUUGGAUUUUGUUGAUGAAAAAGGAACAUUCAAAAGGGAAUUAGUUAUCAAUUGCUCCAAAAUGUAUUAUUUUCUUGAGUAUGCAUGUAUUUUGUCCAAUGUUUUAGUGAUGUCAAUCUCAAAUAAGCGAAGAAUUGGUUGAAAUAGACUGGAAAGAAACUGACUUUUGGUGGUAAAAUUGAUGUGAUCCUUAAUAAAAUAUGCUUGAAACGGUCAGGCUGACACCAUUUACUUCUACAUCAAAUCAAUUUUUCCCAUUAAAAGGAAUUAAAAUGUAUUUCUUCCAUUGGAAACCCUCCAAAAACAUAAUGCCCACACUUCUGAGCAAAACCAGGCCCAAGCUUCAAGGCUGAAGUGAAAAAAAUUCCAAAGAUAGCCACCGUAGAGGAUCACAAGCAGACACUGUCUUAGAUCCGCGAUCAGAUAGUGACGACAUGACGUGACAUUCUCCUCACUCUGAUGAAGAUGAUAAAAAGCAUGAAGACAAAUCCAUGGAAAUUGUCAUGCUCCUGGCUUCCUGCCCAGGCUGGGCGUGGCUAGCCAAUUAGUCAGCGCACCCCUGGACAUUGUCCCAGCUGAUGCCUCCCAGUAUAUAUAGGACCCGGGGGACGACUUGUCCUCCGCCAGAUCGUCGUCCUUGAUGCCUCGUUCCCGCACUCCUGUUUGCCUGACUUCUGCUCUCCGUGUACCGACCCACGCCUGUCCACUGACCACCCUCGUAAGCCUGCUGUACUAUUACUUCUGAUUGUUUGGACUGUAUGCCUGAUUCCAGACCUUGGGCCAAAUGAAGGUUUCCUCUGCACUGUCUGCUUGUCUCUUGAGUCGUGCAUUUGGGUCCACCCUCGAGCCCCGUUCGUGACACAAAUGUUCUCAUUGUGGGAAUACUCUUUUGCUUGUAAGAGCAAAUGACAUUUCCUGAGAAUAAUAAAGUCCCUAAAAUCCUUAAGGAUGACUGGCUAAUGAGGAAUCAUCUCAACAUGUCAUUGACUCAUACAAUAACAUUUAAUAUUGACUAUUUCAACUAUUUGUGUACUCACCUUCUGGUGAUGAAAAAUGUCACUCUACAUUUUCACUCAUGUGAUAAAAUAAAUAUUAACACAAUCAUUACAUUAUGUUGUGGAAGUUACCAAUACACUGUAUUUUUAUACUGUACUGUGAGAACUGUCCUGCAGUCAUUACGAGCAGACAUACAGCGUUGGCCUGAAGACAUCUGUGACAGAGAACUCAGACUAAAAGUCCUAACCAAGUCCCAGCAGCAAGGCAGUUGAUAGCCAAAAAGGCCUACCAGCUGUUGGAUAUCCAUGGCCAGACCUGGAAAAUGGCUGAAUGACAAAAGAACUCCUUUCAAAUGUGUUGCAUUAAUUGAAAUUUUCCCCCUUUAUAUUCCUUUUCGACUUUGUCAUUUUGAAACUAUUAGGGUUUUACAUUGGGAAACAAGCUUGGGUUGCAAUGAAAAAUUCUACAGAGGCCUUCUUAAAACUUAUCUACUUCUUUUUUGACGAAUGUGAUUACUUUUAAAACCUUUUGUUGUCAGUCUGUGUCGCACAUGUUUUGAUAAAAUGCUGCAAUCAAGUUUCCAACGAGUUAGGGGUUUUUCAGUCUGCCUCAUAAAAUUUCUUUGUACUGACAAUAAUGAAAUGACCAAUUGAUUGCUUUUAACUUUAUAUCUGGCUGGACACACAACUAUAAAUUAUUGCUAUAUAUAAAAACAGUAGGCGGCACGGGAGCACAGCUGAAAAGCAUUUUCCUCUCAGUUCUGAGGUUCCUGGUUCAAUCCUGGCCCCGCCUUUGUGGAGUUUGCAUGCUCUCCCCGUACCUGCAUGCGUUUUCUGGUCCAUUAAUAGGACAUGAAUAGACCUGGUCUGACAGUAGGCCUAUCAAAAGCUUUUGGUCGGAGGACAUUUAAUAAGUCACACAACGUAGUGGUUAUCUUGACAUUUCAGCGGCGGGCAAUGAGAUUCAAAUGUUCAUUUGGAUUUGCGAGUACCUUAACUCUUUCAGUGCCAUUGAUGACGAUCCACGUCCAAUCAGGCUGCAAACUGUGGCAUCGGUUACAUGACACUGCACUGCAGAUGCACAGCAGUUAGAGCUGACUCCAUUAUUCAGGUGAAAAAGUACCUGGAAGAACCGAAUAUCCACCGGCAUGAUGACCCCCUGCAAUAUUGGGAUGAGAAACAAAACCUUUAUCCAAAUGUGUUUUAAACUGCACUCGAGUACUUGUGCAUCCCUGCUUCAUCUGUUCUAUGUGUAUGUGUUUUUUCAAAGGCAAGGGAGAUUCUCUCCCACAAAAAAAAAACACUUAAGUCCAAGAGCAGUUGAAAAAAUUAUAUUUGUAAAUAAAAAUGAGAUAAAACUUUCA